AUGGCUAGGUUUUGGUGGAAGUCCCACACGGACAAAAACGACAUUCAUUGGGCUAGCUGGACAAAACUAUCUCAGCUCAAAAAGGCAGGCGGUUUGGGCUUCCGUGAUCUCCAAUGUUUCAAUAUGGCUUUACUUGCGAAGAUUGGUUGGCGUAUUUUGCAUAACCCAAGCUCUUUGCUUGCAUGCUCGCUCCAUGACAAGUAUUUUGUCGGGGCGUCCUUCCUCACUGCUACCUCUCAAAAAUCAUCCUCCUGGGGAUGGAAAGGUAUUCUCCAAGGGCGCCGUCUGCUUGAGUCUGGAUUGCAUUGGCGUAUAGGAGAUGACACUACAGUCCAGGUACGGAGCGGGCUGGCUCAAUCUUCAGUUUGGAAAUCAGUUUGGCAUGUUGAUGCACCUCCCAAGCUCAAAGCCUUCAUUUGGCGUGGUUGCUCCAACAUUCUUGCAGUGAGGCACAAUUCGCACAGGCGGAGUGUACCGUGCACCGGGGAAUGUGGCUUUUGUGGCUUUCAGGAUGAAACUCAGGCUCAUAUUUUUUUCGAAUGUGACUUUGCCCGUGCCUUCUGGUUUGCCAGCCCUCUUCAACUUGACGUGAGCAAGUUAGCGGGUGAGGAUUUUAUUUCUACUUGGCAACAUAUGAUGACAACGCUCAACUCAUCUGAGCAUGCGGCAGAGGCUAUUCAGUGGUUUGUUUUUGGGCUGUGGCGAAUCUGGAAAGCCAGGAAUUUAGCGGUCUUUGACGGUGUGCAGGCUGACCCUACUGAGGCUGUUCUCCUUCUACUCAAGCAGGUUAGUGAAUUCCGUACUGCUAAACAGGACCUCCAGCCCCAGCCUCUCCAACCUGUCAGCAGUCCUGCUCCCCUGAGCUGGUGUAAACCUCCGCCCGGUCUUCUUAAAGUAAACUCUGAUGCCGCAUGGUCUGCUCAGCGGAUGGGUGGGGGUGUUGGCUGGGUCAUACGGGAUUCUUUCGGUUUAUUGCUAUGUGCGGGUGGACAGGGAGACCUUCAUGGUUCCUCCGCUCUUAUGAUGGAACUUCUAGCUAUUCGCCAUGCGCUCAGUGAGUGUGCUAAUUUUCAUCUCACAGACAUUAUUGUGGAGUCAGAUUCUCAAAAAGGUAUCUUAAUGCUUAAUGGUCGGGCUACAGUGGACUCAGACUUGGAGGGGAUUGUCUUUGAUAUCAGGCAGUUGGUGGCUUCUCUUUCUCGGGUUUCCUUUGUGUUUGCUCCUAGUUCCUGUAACCAGGCUACCCAUUCUGUUGCGGGUUUUGUCUCUAAGCAGGGGGGUAAUCAUGUUUGGGAUCAUCUAGGAACUAAUUGGCUUUUUAAUUUUCUUACCUCUGAUGUAAACCUUCACCUUCGUUAUUAA
Messenger RNA from Prunus armeniaca (apricot), 1362 nucleotides. The record is from the annotation of a GenBank genome assembly. Lineage: Eukaryota; Viridiplantae; Streptophyta; Magnoliopsida; Rosales; Rosaceae.